GAGGUAUAUCUUAUUAUAAAAAGUUAAAGUUAGGGUUAGGGUUUGCUUUCAAUCUGUUGCAAACAACAGAGCAGAGCCAUGUCGUCAACGAGGAAGAUCAUCCUGAAGAGCUCGGACGGUGAGACCUUCGAGGUCGACGAGGUGGUGGCUCUGGAGUCGCAGACGAUUAAGCACAUGAUCGAGGACGAUUGCGCCGAUAACGGAAUUCCAUUGCCGAACGUGACGAGCAAGAUCUUAUCGAAGGUGAUCGAGUACUGCAAGAAGCACGUCGAGACUCCAAAAUCCGAAGAUCGCGCCACCGGCGUCGAGGACGAACUCAAGACUUUCGAUAUCGAAUUCGUCAAAGUCGACCAGGGCACUCUGUUUGAUCUCAUUCUGGCAGCAAACUAUCUGAAUAUCAAGAGCUUGUUGGAUCUGACCUGCCAGACUGUUGCAGACAUGAUCAAGGGAAAAACUCCAGAAGAAAUCCGCAAAACAUUUAACAUUCAGAAUGACUUCACCCCAGAGGAGGAGGAGGAGGUCCGCAGGGAGAACCAAUGGGCCUUCGAAUGAACGAUCUGAAAUGACCAGUCUUGUUUUUUGGUAUUUUGGCUUUUAGGCUGGAGUGUAUGGGGAUGGUUGUUUCUUGUCACAGUUCAUUUUGCAAAACCCUGUAGUUAUUAAGGUAGAGUGUCUGAGGGCACUUGGAACAAAUUUACCUCACCGGUGGUAAUAUGGUAUAUUUUGGAUUAAUCACGUUAAUAUGUUAUAUUUUGUUUCUCCAACCAUGGAUUGUGUUUCUUCUCUUGUUGAAUCUUGUUUGCUUAUGAGUUGAUGUUUUUUGGUCU
This is a messenger RNA of Camellia sinensis, 827 nucleotides long. RefSeq names its product SKP1-like protein 1B. Lineage: Eukaryota; Viridiplantae; Streptophyta; Magnoliopsida; Ericales; Theaceae. Gene Ontology annotation, biological process: ubiquitin-dependent protein catabolic process. The record is from RefSeq and is a predicted model, not a curated record.